Messenger RNA from Cinclus cinclus, 1161 nucleotides. It is a transcript of the gene ALX4, whose product is annotated as ALX homeobox 4. The coding region runs from base 1 to 1161 and encodes 386 amino acids. The transcript is spliced from 4 exons. The record is from RefSeq and is a predicted model, not a curated record. NCBI's taxonomy places the organism in Eukaryota, Metazoa, Chordata, Aves, Passeriformes, Cinclidae. Gene Ontology annotation, biological process: regulation of transcription by RNA polymerase II. Gene Ontology annotation, molecular function: RNA polymerase II transcription regulatory region sequence-specific DNA binding; DNA-binding transcription activator activity, RNA polymerase II-specific.
AUGAAUGCUGAUACUUGUGUUUCUUAUUGUGAUCCGGCUGCCAUGGAUUCCUACUACAACGCAGCCUCCCAGGACACAGAAGGCUCCUCGCCUUUUAGGGCAUUUCAAGCAAGUGACAAGUUCAGCCCUACUUUCCUGGCCAGCAAAGGACAAGGCUUUGGUGACAGCAGCACUAAGUGCCGGAGCCGCUACAGCCAGCAGGAAUGUCAGUCCCUGGAUGGCAGCGUACAGGCUCCCGGCUCUGCCGGGUCUCCGGCCUCCUUUAACAAAUACCCUCCGCAACAGCAGCCGCCGCACCUCUACAUGCAGCGAGGCCCCUGCAAAACCCCCCCGGACAGCAACAUCAAGCUGCAAGAGAGUAGCGGCCACAACGGAGCCCUGCAGGUCUCCUGUUACGGUAAGGAAAGCGGUUUGGGAGAGCCUGACUUGCAGCCAAGCUCCGACCCUUCAGCAAUGGACAGCAGCUACCUCAGCGUGAAGGAGGCCGGGGUGAAAGUGCCCCAGGACAGGGCCAGCACAGACCUCCCCAGCCCCAUGGACAAGGCCGACUCAGAGAGCAACAAGGGCAAAAAGCGGAGGAACCGCACCACUUUCACAAGUUAUCAGCUGGAGGAGCUGGAGAAGGUCUUCCAGAAGACCCACUAUCCCGAUGUCUAUGCCAGGGAGCAGCUUGCCAUGAGGACAGACCUCACUGAGGCUCGUGUACAGGUGUGGUUUCAGAACCGGCGAGCAAAGUGGCGCAAGCGGGAGCGGUUCGGUCAGAUGCAGCAGGUCCGGACCCACUUCUCCACCGCCUAUGAGCUGCCUCUGCUCACCCGUGCUGAGAACUACGCCCAGAUCCAGAACCCCUCCUGGAUCGGCAACAAUGGAGCCGCCUCCCCCGUGCCAGCCUGCGUCGUCCCCUGCGAGACGGUGCCCUCCUGCAUGUCCCCCCAUGCUCAUCCCCAUGCGGCCGGCGGCGUCUCCGACUUCCUCGGGGUCUCCGGGCCCGGCAGCCACGUGGGACAGACUCACAUGGGCGGCAUCUUCGGCACGGCCGGCAUGAGCCCCAGCCUCAAUGGCUACGAGCUGAACAGCGAGCCGGACCGCAAGACCUCCAGCAUCGCUGCCCUGAGGAUGAAAGCGAAGGAGCACAGCGCCGCAAUCUCCUGGGCGACAUGA